This is a messenger RNA of Paramuricea clavata, 1149 nucleotides long. The record is from the annotation of a GenBank genome assembly. Lineage: Eukaryota; Metazoa; Cnidaria; Anthozoa; Malacalcyonacea; Plexauridae.
AUGGACAGGAAAGAAUCGACUGCAGUUGUGUUAUUAGACUUGUCGAAAGCGUUCGAUAGCAUUGAACAUUCAUUGCUAUUCAAAAAACUGCAUUCGAUGGGCGUGUCUAGGAAAGCUGUGGAUUGGUUUAAGAGUUACCUCUCAGACAGAACUCAGUCGGUGAGGAUUGGUCAUAUACUAUCAGGCACACUGUGUGUUAUCGCACGAACUUCUCAAGGAUCAAUACUUGGUCCAGCAUUAUUUAGUAUUUAUAUAAACGAUCUUCCAACUACUCCCAUUGUAUGUCCUUUAGAAUCGUAUGUAGAUGACUCUAAGAUUUACUUGUCAUUCUCAUAGAAAGACAUUAAUGUUGCUGAGAUUCAGCUUACAGACGAUCUGAAGAGAAUCGCUGCCUGUUGUUGCUCAAAUAGCCUACUUGCCAAUCCCGAAAAGACUAAACUUCUUCUGUUUGGUACAACACAAAUGCUCAAUCAUGUGCAAGACUUUCGAGUGACUUUCCUCGAAAAGGAACUACGACCGAUAUCUUCAGCCCGAGAUUUGGGAAUGGAAUUUGAUGAAUGUCUGAGCUAUGACGAGCAUAUUACCCACGUGGUUUCAAAAUGUACAAAGUCUCUUUGCCAGAUUAAUCGCGUUAAACAUAUUUUAGACAGCCGCACCUUGAUUGUGAUCAUAAACGCCUUGGUCUUCAGCAAACUUUAUUAUUGUUCAUCUGUGUGGGCAAAUACGUCUAAGAAAAGUAUUGCCAAACUACAAACUGUGCAGAAUUUUGCUGCACGAAUUGUCACAGGCACGAGAAAGUAUGAUCAUAUUACACCCGUGCUACAACAACUAAACUGGCUACCUGUUUCUUAUAUGCUGCAAUAUAAAGAUACUGUUAUGGCUUAUAAAUGUCUUAAAGGAUUAGCACCACCAUACCUUGCUCUUAGAUUCACAUCUAGAUCCCAGACACAUGGUCGGGCGACAAGACAAAUGGAUGAAUUAGAUAUCCCAUUUUAUCGGACAGCUGCUGGUCAGCGCUCUUUUUUAUAUAGAGCAACCAAAUUAUGGAAUGAUUUAGACAAUAACAUUACAGAUAGUUCAAGUAUUGGAGUUUUUAAAAAACUAGUAAGAGAGAUACUGCAUAAAGAGUGCUGGAACAACUCAAAAUAA